GCAGUCGCCAAACUCGGGGCCACUUUAGUGACCCUUUUCCCCAACUUAGGGGACGAGGGCUUAGUUCACGGCAUAAACCAAACGGAAGUCCAGUUGGCGAUCGUAUCGUGCGAUUUGAUGCCAACCAUAGGGCGACUCAGCGCUAGACUACCGACCCUUCGGACAGUGGUAUACAUCGACCACAAAAACGCUGCUAAAGUGGUGACCGACAGUCAUAUCAACGGCUUUCCCGACACUAUUCGACUCAUAUCCCUACGAGACGUCGAGACUACCGGCGCUCAGUUGCCGGAUACACCAUUCAAAACGCCACAUCCUGACGACCCGUUUCUCAUAAUGUAUACGUCGGGCACUACCGGUGCCCCAAAAGCCGCGAUCGCGACGCACCGGCAGAUGAUGGAGGGGUCAGCUCGGGCUCUACUAUCUGUCUGCUCGUGGAUGGGCGGCGCCCGAAGUCACACGUACGUAGCGUUUCUACCAUUGGCUCACAUACUGGAGCUGACCCAGGAGUUUGUCUACUUCUACAUCGGUAUCCGAAUCGGCUAUUCGUCGCCAUUCACUCUCACCGAUACGGCUCCGGGAUUGGCCAGGGGUCAGGUCAGCGACAUUAAACUUCUACAGCCUACUAUCAUGACUACCGUUCCUCUGGUGUUGGAUAAGCUAUUGAAAGAGGUGGGCGACAAACUGGAAGCCAGGUCCCAGAUUUUGGUCAACCUAUUUGGGUAUCUAAUUGAUUAUAAAACUAAAUGGACUCGACUGGGCUACCGGUGCCCGAUUGUCAACCACGUGGUGUGCAGUAAGGUUAGGGAGCAAUUGGGCGGUCGACUCAAGAUUGUCAUCGCAGGCGGCGCUCCACUCAACCCCAACACUCAGUCCCACAUUAAGGCACUACUGGACGUCAUACUAGCGCAAGGAUAUGGAGCCACGGAAACUCUGGGUAUGGACUCCGGGGACCUAUCGUACGGACGAGUAGGCGGACCCCUAUCAGGGGUUAAACUCAGGCUAACCGACUGGAAUGAGGGCGGGUAUCACCCGUCGGACACACCCCACCCCAGGGGGGAGAUAGUAAUCGGCGGUCAAUCAGUCGUCACGGGUUACUAUGGGUCGCCCGACGAGACCCGGGUGGCGUUUCGAGUGGACUCCCGGGGCGUGCGGUGGUUCCACACGGGGGACAUCGGGGAACUGUAUCCGGACGGCACCGUACGUAUCGUCGAUCGUAAGAAGGAUUUACAUAAACUCCAAAACGGAGAGUACGUAUCGUUGGGUAAAAUAGAGGCGGCGCUCAAGUCGUGCCCACACGUGGAUAACGCGUGCGUUUGCUGGCGAGUGAACGCCCCAUACCUGACGGCCCUCAUCAGCCCUAACCGGAAACGAGUGCUUAAACUCAGUCACGACUUGGGUUUAAAUGGGGUCUUAAUGGAGGAUAUUGUAGGCAAUGAAACGGUUAAUAGACGGGUGUUUGAGGCGGUCGUACAAACGGGGCGGGAGGCCGGGUUGGGCACGAAGGAGAUACCGGUGCGCAUAGCACUGGUAGCUGAUGAGUGGACCCCUGAUAACGAUCUGUUGACCGCAGCCAUGAAACUGAAGCGAAGAAAUGUGGAGAAGAGAUAUCAUAAGGAAAUCGAUGGUCUGUUCACAAAGGAUGGCGUCCUCGUUAACGACGGGGACAAUACGUUGAGAGCACUGGCAGGUUAUGAACUGAUCGGUCAGUACAGUCAUAAGCUGUAA
Messenger RNA from Oppiella nova, 1725 nucleotides. The record is from the annotation of a GenBank genome assembly. Lineage: Eukaryota; Metazoa; Arthropoda; Arachnida; Sarcoptiformes; Oppiidae.